Molecule: messenger RNA, 1716 nt
Organism: Trametes versicolor FP-101664 SS1
Lineage: Eukaryota; Fungi; Basidiomycota; Agaricomycetes; Polyporales; Polyporaceae
Exons: 2
Coding region: 1-1716 (571 amino acids)
Source: RefSeq, a predicted model, not a curated record
AUGGCACCGCCUACCCCAACUCUCUCUUCGCUCCCCAAAGAGGUCGUAUCCAUGAUAUGCUGGAGCACCAUGGAAAACCAACACUUCAACGAUAUCUCGAAAGAGUUGUUGUCUCUAGCACUCGCCUGCCGAUCCACCUCUGAACCGGCCCUGGACGUCAUCUGGAAUACGCUCAUUUCCAUAUGGCCUUUGCUCCUCCUACUCCCCGAAGAUCUACGAGUAUUCCGUCGCAUAGAGGAAUCUGAAGACCGAAAACUCGACUUCAUGACACGCCUUCUGGACAUAUCUCAGGACGAGCUUGUAUUCUCCCGAGAGCCUACUCCGGAUGACUUCACUCGCUGGAUUAAGUAUUCCUCCCGCGUUCACCAUAUACGGGAUUUGGCUUCGUUCGGCAUCUGGCGGCUGGAUCGCGAAUUCCUUUCACCCAGUGUUUUCGACAUGCUGCAGGCAUACUGCCCGAAGCCGUUCCUCCCGAACCUCCGCUCACUCUCCUGCCGCGAGAAGGAUCUCGCCAUGGGCGACGCUGUCGUCCUUCCGGCCCGCAUCUAUUUCGCGCGCCCUCUUCAAACCGUGACUCUCGCUCUGGCUAAACAUCCCGACCCCGACCACUUGCAGGACAUCAUCAAGAGCUUAUCCUCGGUAAGCCCACAUGUGGAGACACUGAAGCUCGUCAAAGGUCGGCAGUCGUGCUUGCGAGGGAUAGAAAUCGCGCAGUUUUCUCUUCUGACCAGUUUUAUCGGUCAAGAGGUGCUCGUCGCGUCUGACGCGUUGCUCAGCCUCGGCAGACUUCCGCAACUCCGGAAGCUAUUCAUCCAACCUCGCGCGGAACCUAGCGACUGGGACGAGCUCCCCCGCGAGAGGCACGACGGGUUCUUCGCCGCGCUCCUGGAGCUCGACCUAGUAUCCAGAAACGACGCCCACCAAUAUUGCAUGAUGCUCCUCAAGGUCAUCGCCCCAACGGCUCUUCACUUCGUCUCGCUCAAUCUGCGCUGGCCAGACGACGAAGCGGAGGCUCUCUUCACGGGCUUCUCCGUCGCCCUCGGCGCGCUGCCCUGCCCCAGCACUCUCCACCACAUCACGAUCUCCGUCGGCAGCGACGACUGCCCGGACCGCAACAUCUACCGCUCCCCGUGUUUCAUCCCGCUGCUCGCCCUCCCCGCGCUCCGCGCGCUCCAGUUCCUCGGCGGCCCCAAGGUGAUCGUGGACGACGCGAUGCUCGACGCAAUGUCGCGCGCCUGGCCUGCCCUCCACACGCUCGAGUUCGAGUGGCCCGCGCUCACCGGCAACGUCAACUGGUACUCGGAGAACAUGUGCUACAACCCGCCCCGCGCGGGCGCCCCAGACUGCCCCAAGGCGACGCUCGCGGGCCUCGUACCACUCGUGCGGCGCUGCGCAGACCUGCGCGUGCUCGCGGUCGCGAUCGACAUGCGCGUGGCCGUGCCGCGCUUCGACGGGCUGCGGUGCCCGCCCGUUUCUGGCACAAGUGGGGUCAGGCGGCUGCGGACGGGCGGGUGCGUGGCGGGUGAUGACGCGCUGGCGGUCGCGUCGUUCUUGUCGCUCGUGCUGCCCGGGCUGCGGAAUAUCGAGUACACCCCUCCGUCGUGGGACUGGGAGCGCCUUGGGAAUCUGUAUUGGAGGCUCGUCGCGGUGCGCGCGCAGGAAAGGAACUGGGCUCGGGAACACGGCAAUGCUGUCGAGCAGCCAGAGUCUCCGUAG